Messenger RNA from Porites lobata, 33647 nucleotides. NCBI's taxonomy places the organism in Eukaryota, Metazoa, Cnidaria, Anthozoa, Scleractinia, Poritidae. The record is from the annotation of a GenBank genome assembly.
AUGAUACGAACAGAAAUAAAGACUUUCAGUCUCCGAUCUUUUUACGGCAUUGACAACCUUACGAUUGAUAUGUAAGUAUGGUCUAUGGUGCAUGUAAUGUAGUUGCAUAUUAGAAUAUAUAAUGUCUUUGACUGAAACUGAAAAAAAGACGGCUGUUUUAUCGGCGUCUGAUCUGUUGCGGCCGGGGUCUUUGUCAUGGGAGUUUGAGUGCAAAGUUAUUUUUGAAACAAGGAUCUUCUAUUUCAUUUCUUAUUUGAUUAUGACUCCAAUCAUCUUUCUUUCGCUUUUUUCAAUAGAAGUUUUAAUGAAGGAAAAAUUGGGAUUAUGAAAUUCAGGGAUGACGAACGUAACUGCUCAAUUUAUCUGUGAGUGAAUUCAUCGUUACAACAAAAAAGAUAUCAGAAAUCUGAAUAUGUGAACUUAUUUUUUCUCUAUCAUUAGCUCUUACUUGGUAAUUGAUUUUUCUUUUUAUAAUUUUUGUUUUUACAUUAGGGGAUUAGGACAGAGUGAUUCUGAACAUAGCGUCAUUUCUGAUAUCAUUUCUGGAAACAAUUAUUGGGUUAGAGAACAAAUACGAGCGGCUUUCAAACAAUCUGGAUUUGCCAAUGAAAGUGUGGACCGUUAUAAAUUACUUCCAUGUGAAUUUGGGACGUACGUUAAUACUUCUGCUGAAACCAUCAAAUGCAUAGAGUGCCCAGCAGGUAAAUUUAUUCGCAGUUUAUGGAAGCUGCACAAUUAUAUCGUCGGGAUAAUAUGUUUACACUGUUAGUCAGCGCUGUGCUCAUUACGGUUUAAAGGUACUUACAUGUAGUAUUAGAUGGCGUGUGUUUAUUCCUGGAAUACUAAAGUAUCUAUCUAAAGACAACCAUAAGACUCUGGUUGAUACUUUUUCCCCUGUGGAAUAUAAUACUGUAAAGAGAAAGGAACCAAUAAGCUACACUGUUGUUCGAGGUCACUGGCAGCAUAUCUUCAUUGAGUCCAAACCUAUAUUUGUUUGAUUUUGGAGUAAAACGGUGUCACUUCAGGCUGGAAAUUUCAGGUACACAAGUCAACCAAAUAACUGACAGCAAUCCUAUGAUUAUUGAGUGGACAGUGAUGAGGAAAAAUCGCUUUAGCUACAACAUUUAGAAAGUCAUGUUCGCCUUUUGUACCAGAAGUACGUAUAGCUGUUUUUCACUGCCAUCGAAAAUAAAAACCAAAACCGUUCUAUAGAUUAAGUCCAGAAUCUGGGAAAUGAAAGACGUUUAAUAUUCAAAGGAUCUCGAUGUGCUUCAAGUCGGUGCAAUUUUUCACAUGCGAGAUAUUCGGAGAUAUAUAUUAUCUAAUUUUAUAAAGCUUUUGUAUGGUGACGCCAAGUUGUUACGCCUCUGAGAGGCACCAACAUGGCGGCCGAAAAUUAAUAGCAGCGUAUGUUACCGAGAAAACUAGUCGAUCGCUGCCUGAAACAAUGCGAAACAAGGCGAUCACAAGCAGCGAACUUUGAAACACAGAAACAAAGUGGAUGGAAAUGCAUCAAUCACAAGUAAACAUUUGUUUUCUAAGAGGUCCGCUAAGAUGAUUUACAAAUGUAAUUAAGGUGAUUCCCUGGUUUUGCAUUGCGCAUCUCUUACUGCGCAUAACAAGAUGGCCACCGUAAAAAAGAGCAUGUGAAGUAACAGUAUUAAAAUGAAGUUGACCGAAGAGAAACGCUAUUGUAGUUUUUGCUUACGGUUGUUUCUUGCCGAAGUGAGACUCAGUGUGGUGGGAAUGUGCAUAACGUAAGCAGUACGCGUGUUUCUGAAUUCGACUUCCUCACGGAGAACCUCGAUAGUGGAUGUUUAAUUUGUGCUUAUUCACUUUGAUUGAAACGCUUUCUUUAUCAAAUUGUGUCCUAAAUGUGAUAUCUGGAUGUAAAUUCUGUAAAAACGGAUUUUUUAAUACUUUCUUCCCCCCUUUCACAUACAUUCUAUUUUAAAACUCGCCCCAGUCCUCUCUCAAAAAUCAAGGAAAAUGCAUUUGUUGCGCUUUUUCUGCAGCUCUACCGCAAAAACGAGUACGGUGACCCCCAUUUUUUAUUUCAUGAUUUUAAUAAGGACAGUGCUUCCUUUCGGUGAGAAAAAAAUUGGCACAAACCUAUGUUCAGUUUUUUGGCAAUUUUAGUAAAUUGUACGGAUUGAGCUAUCACGUGUAAAAUAGCGCGUGUCCAAUUUAAUUCUACUUUGGAGCGUAAAGUAAAAACAAGGGCAUUAAAAGGCAUUUUUAUGUUACCUAAGUGAAUAAACAAUACAUUAGAGUCAAAUUCUGUGCCAUACCACAUGCAUCAUUGAAAAAUCUUUCUUUUUUGUCUAGUUUUGGGCUGCGCGCGGUUUUUGUCAAAGGGUCCAAAAUAGCCGUAUUUGUCAGCAUUGUGACGUCAAAACGAGCACAGUGACCCCACUUUUUAUUACUUUUUUAUCAUCUUCUUGACUUGUUACAUCAGUGUACCAAGUUUCAUCUACAAUCUAUGUUAGGUUCUUUUACUAGGGAAUCACCUUAAGCCCCCAAAUGUAAUAAGAAUUGAUCACUAAUGUAAUUAAACGACCUUAAUGCUAUGAAAACCAUAUAUACUCGAUUUUAAGUCGGGACACAAAGCACCGCGGCGCUCUUUCGAAAAAUACACUAUGAGCGCCGCCCUCAAACAACCUUAGCAAUACGCGCCACGGCAGUCUUUCGAAUUAACAGAGUUAAUUGGAUUAAAUGGGUUGAAUGCAGUAGAAAAUAGAGUUUUUACGAAAUAGCGCCGCAAGCCUUAUUUGUUUUCCUUCUUUUAUGUGCGACUGUUACGAACUGGGCGGUUCCAUUUCGAAAAAAAAAGAAAUGAAAUAUUUUGUUUUUUUCGAAAGAGCACCGCGGCGCUUAUUUCUGUCCGACUUUUACUGAGGGUGGCGCUCAUCCGAGAAACACGGUUUUGAUAGCAUUUGAAGGUUCUAGUAUAUUUUUUUACCAAUUUGUAUUACAUUUAAGGGCUUCAUUACAUUUGUGGCUUCAACACACAUAUAUUAUACUUUAUUAUGAUAUUACCUUUUAGGCGAUCAGAAUAAAUAUCACGUGACAAUGACGACACGUUAGUUUUAGCUCCAAAUCGAAUUUCAGCCCUUGCAUCGGUAUUUUCCUUGAAAAUGCUUUACCCUACUGCCUAUCUAUAAAUUAGAUAAACAGCAAUUAAACCACAACUCGUUAAUAUAUUUUCUCUAAAUUACUUUUUUUCAGUGCACGUGAUGCAAUUGAUCGGCGUACUAUGAAAUCCGCGAAUUUCAUGUCCAUUGAAAACAAAACUUUUAAAGUUGUUUAACGCAAACCCAUGCCCAAAAUUAAAGCAAUGUCAUAGAUUUGGAUAAUUUCUUACUCUGGGAUUUGCUAUUUGUAGUGUUGUGUCAGUUUAGGUCUUUAGUAUGCGUUUUGUGAACUAAUUUUAAGUGUUAUGAGUAUUUAUACAGCUGAUGGUUUUUUAAAGAGUGGAAAUUAUUUAUUAAGGGUCGUCGUUAGUUGUUUGCUUGUAGCCGGCGUACUUAGGUACUUACUUAACACUUUAGGCUCGAGUUCACAACAACAACAACAAGUACUUUCCAUGCAGCACAAGAUAAUUUUCCGUGCGUGGCUGCCCAUGCCACCGAAAUCUUUCCCAAACAUGGUAAUGUUGUAGAAAGGGAUAAAAGUGAGGAAAGGGAAAACAAUUAGACAACAUACGUUUUAUACGCGAGCUCAUCAGCGUCCGCUAUUUAGAUCUAUUUCCCAGAUGAUAACAUUGCCAAUUUCAUUUAAUUUGUGACACCGUCACUGCCUCUUUUCACCAGUUUUCUCCCUUUCACAACAUUACCAUAUUUCAGAAAGAUUUUGGAGAGCAACCAAAACGGUAAAUUCAAGCCAAUUUUAAGGUAUAAUUACUAGUGUUUUAUAAAACUGGUCCAGACUCAUCCACCUCAUUCCUGCAUUGGUUUAUUUCUCAUAUGUCAAGAGAUAAUAAGCUAAGAGGUCGAGUCCCCCAUACAUGGCCCUAUUCCUAUGAAAUAUAUUUGAAAUCUAUUUUUGGUUCUGGAACUGCGUGGCUAUUUUAAUGACGCCACCUUAUUGGUCGGUUAGAACGGCGUCGUGUAAUUUUACGCUUGACGGUUAAUUCAUUUCACUAACCGUCACGUAGUAAGUAACGUAACGUUCGAACUUUUUGAUAAAACUUAAAUUGUCUUUCGUCAAUUCAAUAUAUUUUGAGAGUUGAGGCAUUAAUCCCAGUAAGUUUUCUGAUAUAUCACACCUACCUAUUAUUUUCCCUUGCUAGUGAUCUUUUUUUAUCCUUUGUUCUUUCAGGAGGUUUCUAUUCGGACACGAAGGCUUUUGUAAACGACGGCUGCCGACAAUGCCCCAGUGGAACUUUUGUCCAUUACAACGAAGCCCCCGGGAAAAGCCAGGUGGACUGCAAGACAUGUCCAGAAGGUAAUGCUCUUAAACUCCCGCACUUACCGCACUAUGGAGCAUAAUAUUAGUUAUUAGUUGAUCCAAAAUCUUCUUCCUUCUCAUUAGCCGAGACCCUAUCACGUGACCUGCAAUUAACUGCCUACAAAUAAUUGUCUGCUCAUGCGCAAUGUCGUCCAACUUUCUUUGCCUACAAAUAAUAUUCUCCUUAUGCGAUCGCUCUUGCGAGAAAAUAGCAGCUUCCCGAAGAACGUUGAGCAAACGCCCCUGGAUAAAGGUGGUUAUAGUUAUAUUUAUGUCCAUAUUGUAUUUAGCCAUAAUUAAAACUAGAGGUUACAAAUAUGUGUGUAAUGCUGCACGCAGAUACUGGGUAUGCGGUGAACUGACAUACGCAUGCAAUUAAUAGAUGUGGGAUAAGGGAGUACAAGGGAGUCACGAUUUCUUUGUGAUUUUGAAAGUGUUUACGCGCGCCACAAUGAGUAAAAGAUAGCGCAAAUUGGAAUAACACAACGAGAGUGGAACGAUUUUAAAUUAAGUUAUGAAGACACUACUGCAUAAGCUUGCUAAUUCCAAUCAUCCAGACAAAACAUAAAUCCAUAUUAUCACGCCUAAAAAGCGAAAGGACAGACAAAAGAAACCACAUGAGACCCAACUAUUAUUUUGCCUCCACUACACAACCGAACACACAAAACAACACUUUGAGGUAUGGUCGCGUCGGUCAGCCAGGCCCAAACACUUUAUUAACUCACGUGAAAAACUCCACUGUUACAGUAAUUCUAAGAACACGCCAGAGCCCUAAACCCGAAAAAACCAACUAUUGGAAAAAUAGGGACCGUGUAACCCCAACUUAUGCUAUGGCGUCGCCUUUGGGGAUAUAAGGCAAAACUAAUAAAAUAAAGCCUAAUAACAUGAAUACGAGCAGAAAACGAGAUGCUACAUAAAAUUGCUAAGAAACAUAGGGACCAGUACAGAAGGCAACGAAAUUAAGGCUAACAGAGUAAGUGAAAACUAAAGUAAACAAAGCAAGUUGACGCGGCGAGGCCGACCGUAGAAUGACACGCAUAACUAAACGGUCACUACAGUGUAUAUCAAACUCCAUAAUCGCGAUCCCUUGCGCGCUACACUAGAACCCAGUUCUCCGUUACGUGCCGGCAAAAUAAUAAUUUAUGUCAAUUCUAAUUUACACUAAUUAUAUAAUGUGCUGCUCGCCUGGGGACUAAAAGCAGAUAGGUAGCCAAUGGCUACAAGUGUACUGUCUAAGGAAGCUGGACUUAAGGGAAAGUUAGAAAGGUGUGAGAAAAGAAAAAAAGAGACGAGACAAAAUAAAAAAAAAACAACACCAACAAAGAAACACUUUCUUUUUGUGAAGAAAAUAGUCAAAUUUUAGUCCAUUUUUAGAACAAACUGCGCCACUGUCAACGUCAUUUGGGACCUUACGAUACCAAGACGGCGACGGUAACUGGAACGUCUAAAACACAAUAGGGUUUUUUUUAUGAGGAAAACAACAACUCUACACGUGCUGUACAUUUCUUUGCCAUCCCUGCACAAUUACGUUGUGAAAUGUCCAAACGGGAGUGGCAAGGCGAUAAAAUGUACUUAUUCUCUCUGAACUAGGACAAUCAGUGAAAGAUUCCGGCAAUUCUACUUUUUUACAAAAAGGUCAACUCUGCUAGUUAAAAACACCAGAAAAACUGCAUUCAUUUUCCAUAGAACAAAAUGCAAAAUUGUUACCUUUUUUGUCUAUGCUUGUCGUUUAGGUUAAAAGUUAAGAAAAGGUACCUUUUUUGAAAAAGAAGUCAGGUAUUUUCAGCUUUCGAGUGAAUGAUAUUUUGACGUCAAUAUUGUCCGCUCUUCAUCCAUUUCUCAACUUAACCAAACGAUGUUUUAAAGCGCAAAAGAGGUACCUUUUUUCGGUUUCAAGCAAUCUCAUGAAAGGCACAAAAAGGUACCUUUUUUGCAGUUGGAAGCGAUGUUCUCAAAAGCGCGAAAAAGGUACCUUUUUGGCAGUUGGAAGUGAUGUUCUCAAAAGCGCGAAAAAGGUACCUUUAAUAGUGUUUUCAAGCCAUGGGAAGCCAUUUAGAAUCCUACUGAUUGACAGAUGUCAUAGGUGUCAUUUUUAUGAAUUUUUUGUCUGAAUUUACUAAUCCACUAGUCAAGAGAUAAAUCUUCCCUGUUUAUUCGCCAAGUUUGAAACCAAUUGCUGAGCUUGACACUGUAACAUGUACAGUGUCAGGUCGCAGUUUUAAAAUCUAUCCCCCUUGCUUGAUUUUGGCAUGGGUGUGAGUCAUCUUGAUCAGUCUUGGAGUGAAGCUGGAAGCAUUGUCGCUGGUUCAGUGGUUAUCAAUGAAUGACAGGUGUUAGUUAUAUUAGUAACCUGAAGAGAAGCCGAGCCAGUCUCUUGUGCAUUUAAAAUGCUUUACCUUAAUGCUCCAGUUUUUCGAAUAACAUCCUCACCCGAAAAAAAAUUCACUAAAAUGCGCGAUGAUGCGAUGAUGAUACGUAUGUGUUAAAACAACAAGAAUGUAUGUUAAUGGAUUUAAUACACCAAAAGACAAUUGUCUAAACAGUGGCAUUUGAAUUCUCUUUAUUUUGACUCUUGAGAAAUUAUUUUCUAUUUGAAAGUUUCUAAUGUUCAUUUCUCUGAAAAAAAAAAUCCGGAAAAUUCCACCAAAGUUCUCGAAAAAAGUGCUGGCUUACUGUACAAAAGUCUAAGAAGAGGAAAGUUGUUCAGGCUUACUCUUAGUAUUUAGUUAGGGGGUGUCAGAGGUACAUGUAUGGUGGCAUUUUUACUGUUAAUGGCUUUACUUCGCCCUGUAGCUCGAUCAAAAAGCACCUGAAGUUAAAUUAUUUAUAUAAUUUAUAUCAUAGCAAACAAAAAUAACCCCAAGACUGAAGUCUCUAAUUUAAUAACCUUUCUGGAGUGAAAAACAUCACCCAGGAAACAAGACAUGCAGUUACAUUAAAAUGACCCGCUCGGAACCCGCUUAGUUUAGACUUAAAGGAAAAUGAACACCUUUGCUUUACAUGUAGGACUUCUUUCAGGUUAAAGUAUUUGCUCCACGCUUAAAGCUGUGCUUGCUGAGCUUCUCUUCUUGCAUCUAGUUUUAAAGUACCAGAAGUUGUUACUAACAUUUUCAGGAGCCAUUUUAUCCAUUUGGCUGGUGGCUAGUAUUUUCGGAUUUCUUCUAGUUUCUCGCUUUUGAGGCCAGCUAAAAUUUCUUGCUCCGGUGAUUCCCCUUGUAGAUCAUUUCAAUUUUAACAGGAUCACCUAGAAUCCUCUAAAAAAAAAGUCUGUGCAUUGUUCAUGGAAGCUCAAGAGGUGCCAACGGAUGACAUAUGUCAAUCAGUAGGAUUUUUAAUGGCUUCCCAAAAGCUUGAAAACACUAUUUUAUAUUUUUAAAAAGGUACCUUUUUCGCACUUUUAACAACAUCACUUCCAACUGCAAAAUAGGUACCUUUUUCGCGCUUUUGAGAGCAUCGCUUUCAACUGCAAAAAAAGGUACCUUUUUGUGCCUUUGAUGAGAUCGCUUGAAGACGACAAAAAGGUACCUUUUUCGCGCUUUAAAUCAUCGUUUGCAUGGCAAAGUGAGAAAUGGAUGAAAAGUGGACAAUAUUGAUGUCGAAAUAUUUUCACUCGAAAGCUUAAAAUAUCCGCCUUUUUUUUUUCUAAAAAGGUACCUUUUUUUAACUUCUCACCUAAUCGACUAGCAUUAACAAAAAAGGUACCAAUUUUGCAUGUUGUUCUAUGAAAAAUAAAUGCAGAUAGUUAAUUUUUCUGCUCUUUUCAAGUAGCAGAGUUGAUCUUUUUGUAAAAAAGUAGAAUUGCCGGAACCUUUUACUGAUUUAGAAUCAGUGAAAGGUUCCGGCAAUUCUACUUUUCUAGAAAAAGAUCAACUCUGCUACUUGAAAAGAGCAGAAAAAUUAACUAUCUGCAUUUAUUUUUCAUAGAACAACAUGCAAAAUUGUUACCUUUUUUGUUAAUGCUAGUCGAUUAGGUGAGAAGUUAAAAAAAGGUACCUUUUUAGAAAAAAAAAAAGGCGGGUAUUUUAAGCUUUCGAGUGAAAAUAUUUUGACGUCAAUAUUGUCCACUUUUCAUUCAUUUCUCACUUUACCAAACAAAACUUUAAAGCGCCAAAAAGGUAUAUUUUUUUCAGUUUGAAGCGAUCUCUUCAAAAGCGCGAAAAAGGUACCUUUUUUUCAGUUUGAAGCAAUCUCUUCAAAAGCGUGAAAAAGGUACCUUUUUGCGGUUUAGAAACGUUCCUAUCAAAAGCGCGAGAAAGGCACCUUUUUUGCGGUUGGAAGCAAUGUUCUCAUAAGUACCAAAAAGGAACCUUUAAAAAUAAAUGGCGUUUUCAAACUAUAUUUGAAAGCCGUUUCAAAUCCUACUGAUUGACAGAUGUCAACCGUUUGGGCCAUUUGAUUUGCUUGAAUUGACUGACCCACUAGUCAAGAGACAAAUAUGGCGGAAUAUAUGGAAAGCAAUGUCACUUUAAUAAGGAAUCUCAUUGAAGACAAUAAAACGUAGUAUAAAUAUCAUGAAUCAGUGAAAGGUUCCGGCAAUUCUACUUUUUUACAAAAAGAUCAACUCUGCUACUUGAAAAGAGCAGAAAAAUUAACUUUUUGCAUUUAUUUUUCAUAGAACAACAUGCAAAAUUGGUACCUUUUUUGUUAAUGCUAGUCGAUCAGGUGAAAAGUUAAAAAAAGGUACCUUUUUAGAAAAAAAAGGCGGGUAUUUUAAGCUUUCGGGUGAAAAUAUUUUAACGUCAAUAUUGUCCGCUUUUCAUCCAUUUCUCACUUUACCAAACGAAACUUUAAAGCGCGAAAAAGGUACCUUUUUUUCAGUUUGAAGCGAUCUCUUCAAAAGCGCGAAAACGGUACCUUUUUUUCAGUUUGAAGCAAUCUCUUCAAAAGCGCGAAAAAGGUACCUUUUUUGCCUUUGGAAGCGAUGUUCUCGUAAGUGCGAAAAAGGAACCUUAAAAAUAAAUGGCGUUUUCAAAUUAUAUUUGAAAGCCGUUUCAAAUCCUACUGAUUGACAGAUGUCAACCGUUUGGCGCCAUUUGUUUUGCUUGCAUUGACUGACCCACUAGUCAAGAGACAAAUAUGGCGGAAUAUAUGGAAAGCAAUGUUACUUUAAUAAGGAAUCUCAUUGAAGACAAUAAAAGGUACAAACAUGUCAGUGAAAUUCUCAGACAAAACUUUCCAGAAGUAACAAGAGGCUUUUCAGAAAGAAACGUGCGAUUGUUUUGUGCUAAAUAUGGGAUAAGACGACUGAACGAAUACGAAGUGGAUUCCAUCGGUCAGGAUUGCGUGAACGAGGUAAGCCUGUUUUUGUUUUGCAUUUUUUGUAUCAGUUUGUUUGAAUAGGGACGUUCCAUUUUUAUUCGUAUCUCCCCCUAUGGAUGAGCAGAUUUCUACCAACUCACUGUUUUGUUGGAAAAAAACUUUUCCUAACCCCUCAUUUUUGUCGGUUCCUUGUUCCUAGUUGUCUGACGAGGAUACUCAUCCAUAGGGGAGGGGGAAAGGAAUAUAAAUGGAACGUCCCAUACGUUUUCAUGUAUGAACUAUUGUCUGAAUAUGUGUCUUUAAACUUUAGGUUGGCCCGACGUACGGACGCAAAAUGAUGACAGGUUAUGUCCGCAGCAAAGGCUUAGGUUUAAGAGGCAAUCAAGUUUCAAAAUCGCUGAGACGCGUGAAUCCAGUGAAUCAUUCCAGAAGAAGAGAAGAUACGGUUCGGAGACAGAAUCCAGUUCCAUAUUAUGCGCCGUACUUCGGCAACAAAUUGCACUGUGAUCAGAACGAGAAGCUUGCUAUGUACGGAUGCACGUUUUUCGCCAUGUCUGAUGGGUGUAGCUCAAAAAUAGUCAAACUGUUUUCUAUGCCAAAGAAAAAUGCACGGAAUGAAAAAAGGCACCCACGAAAUAAAACAGUUAUUAUGAUAACCCGCUCAGUUUUAAUAGACUUAAAAGAAAAAAAACACUUCUCUGCUGUUUGUCGUAGAUCGACGUAGAAUCUGAUAUAUUUUUUUCGCAGAUUAAAAUGGUUGGACUUUUCAUAUAGGACUUUUUUUUAAGUCUUCGCUCCACGCUUAAAAAUGGGCCGGCUUGCUUAGGUCCUCCACAUGCAUCUAGUUUGAAAGAACCAGUAGCUAUUUCAUCCAUAUGGAUGGUAGCCAGUAUUUUCGGAUCUCUUCAGUCUAGUUUCUCAAUUUUGAUCGGCUAAAAGGAGCCAGCUAUUUUUUUUUAGUCCGAUGAUUCCCCAUAGUAGAACCUCGUCCACGUACGUAGGUCGGAAAAUAUGCCAAUAAUGCAGGACGCGAUAAUUAUAAUAUUGCGCGUCCGAGCCAUUUCUGUUAAAUAGCCGGGGCCACUGAGGAAUAGCCUCCCAUACAGGUGUUUGUAGGGCAGUCUGGGAUGGGUUUUGCUCGUUUUAAUUAGAUUCGGGACUGCGAAAUUCGAUUGUAGAAACGGGACAUAGAGUCCCUUAAAAACGUCUGUGUAUCGUUCGUUAGGGGCGCCAUAUUUAGCACAAAACAAUCGCACGUUUCUUUCUGAAAAGCCUCUUGUUACUUCUGGAAAGUUUUGUCUGAGAAUUUCACUGACAUGUUUGUACGUUUUAUUGUCUUCAAUGAGAUUCCUUAUUAAAGUAACAUUGCUUUCCAUAUAUUCCGCCAUAUUUGUCUCUUGACUAGUGGGUCACUCAAUGCAAGCAAAACAAAUGGCGCCAAACGGUUGACAUCUGUCAAUCAGUAGGAUUUGAAACGGCUUUCAAAUAUAAUUUGAAAACGCCAUUUGUUUUUAAGGUUCCUUUUUCGCACUUACGAGAACAUCGCUUCCAACGGCAAAAAAGGUACCUUUUUCGCGCUUUUGAAGAGAUCGCUUCAAACUGAAAAAAAGGUACCUUUUUCGCGCUUUAAAGUUUCGUUUGGUAAAGUGAGAAAUGGAUGAAAAGCGGACCAUAUUGACGUUAAAAUAUUUUCACCCGAAAGCUUAAAAUACCCACCUUUUUUUUCUAAAAAGGUACCUUUUUUUAACUUUUCACCUGAUCGACUAGCAUUAACAAAAAAGGUACCAAUUUUGCAUGUUGUUCUAUGAAAAAUAAAUGCAAAAAGUUAAUUUUUCUCCUCUUUUCAAGUAGCAGAGUUGAUCUUUUUGUAAAAAAGCAGAAUUGCCGGAACCUUUUACUGAUUAUUUAGGACACGUCCCCAUCUUUUAGUUCCAACCUAACUUCCAUAUUUUCAAGUAACUGGAUGGGUGACUUGUUUUCAUGAGCGUCGCCAUUUUCGUAUCGUAAGGUCCCUUCUAACCCUUUGCCCUCAGCCACUUUUAAGGAAAAAGCCGCAUUUUGGACCAAAUCCUUCUUUUUAAACCGUUUUUUCGGCCAGUUAGCUUGCAUGGGAAUAGCUAGAAAAGAGAUUUCCAACACUCAGGACUCAAAUUUCCACUAACUGGAUGAAAUUAAGCGGCUUUUUGUUUUUCGGGCAUGCGCAUAAGCCAAAUUUCGUUUUUCAUUUGCGAAUCUAUUUCGAUAUUUUUUUCUCGCUCUCUUCUUUUUCCUUUUGCCUUUCUUUUUAUAGCCAGUUUUGUUGCCCAGUUUAUCAUCUCUCUUUCGCAUGAAAUUUUGGUUGGGUUUCUUUCCAAAAAAGGAAGAAAUUUAAUGUGUAAAAAGUAGUAGGUAAACAGCAAAAUUGGUGGUGAAUAUUCCGCAAAUGUUGCUUGUUUUUUGUCUGUUAACUGUCCGAAUUAGUCAAACGUACUAAAUGAGGUACCUUUGGACAGGUCUAUCCUCGCUAAUUUUGUUAAUUACCAUUGUUAAAGCUUUUUAAUGGAAAUGUGAAUAGGUCCAGGAAGAAAAAUAUGCAUGGGUCCAUAUGGACCUAAAAUGGCAAAAGUGGACGACACAGAGUUUUAACCCGCGUGGAGUUUCAGGAGAUAUCCAUCACCUUGCAACUUUAGUUGAGUGCUCUCUCUAAAGUUUCCAAGUGCUUCACAUCUCAUAUGUAUUAUAAAUGGCCUGCGUGGCAGGCGCAAAAAGCGAAGGGGGAUGGGGAAGAGAGACAAGUGCGAAAGCGGAGAAAAGGGAAGGGAGCGCCCGCUAUAAGAGCCGAAGUUUUUGUAUACCGCCCACUAUUUUCUCAACUAAUCCGAUAACGUCAACUGACAAUACGUGACCAAUCACAAAUAGUGGGGCUUCUUAGCGUGGUCCCAACUUAAUUACUUUGUUUACCGGGAAUUGUCAAGUCGAGACGCCUUUUUUCAACUAGAAAAAAUUUUACUGUUCUUGCUUCCGCAGCAAAUACGACCAACAUAGACGUUUUUUUACUGCUCGCAGUUUUCGACAAACAAUGACCAUCUUGACAAAGCUCACAAAGAACAAAACAGUCGCCAGCCUGAGACUCGAAUAAUGAAAGGCGAAUUAUUAACAAUUUUCAAAAAGUUCAAGGAAUAGCUUUUACCAAAGCUUCAGCUCUCUCUUUAUAAACCAUUUAGAAGCUCAGUCCAACAAGACCGUAUAUGUUUUUGCGGAAAAGGCGGUCUUGUGAAUGCCUUCAUCAUGUUUGUCUCUCACCAAUUCACGCCAGCUAGGAUACACGCCAAUAAGUUACUUAUUAAGGCUCAGUCAAUCAGGAAUUUGCGGACGCCAGUGUCCGCAGAAAUGAACAAAAGGGGGUUCUUAUAGCAGGUGUCCCUUACCCUCUCUUCCAAAUCCCCGUCCCUUUUUCCCUUCCUCCCUAUCCCAUACCCGGUUCGACGCCCUCUACGCAGGCUAGUUAUAAAUAUCUAUCAUAUAUAUCAUCUGUAUCCUUGAUAUAUACAUCUAUGUACAUGGUAGCUAAAUUUCCAUUGAAAAAAAAAUCCAAAGCAGCUUUGCUACGCUAACUUCAGUUCGUUGCUCAUUUGUGUUAAAGAAAUACGCUUCUGUACCGUUCAGCGAUCUCCUUGCAUUUCAUUUGAGCCGUAUCAUCUGGGCAUUUUCUUCGCUAUUGCUCAAAUUUUUCGCGACCUCGAAACUAACGAAAAACGGAAAUAUGGAAUAUGUACCCGAUGUAUCCUUUGUUGUGACUUUAAAAACAUUCAUGAAGAGGAAUAAAAUGUUUACACAUGGCACAAGCGCACUGUACUCAGAAAUGCAAUGACUCUGUAGUUGUUCCUAGACAUGCUGCUUUCUUCGGUGCCAGUAAAUGUAAGUGGGGGAGCAAAAGUUGGGAGCAAAAAAAAAUAAUAAAUAGCUCAUAAAUAAAUUGCCCGGGAAGCUGUUAUUUCUCAAAUAUGAAAGGACACCGUAAGUGAAAGGGGAACGGAAAAAAAAAGCAAAUCAUGCGUACGUAAGCAAGUAAUAGAUUAAACGAGAAUGUUUUCCUUAAACGAGUACAUGUAUGUUGUAAUGCAUGAUGAAAAAUCUUCUUAUAUAAGCCAUGGCCCUUGGUAUAAAAAUGCGCGAAACUGUUGUUUCUCAAACAUGAUGUGCUAUCCAGCUUUUAUAUGGGUAUGAAACCUCCUGUGACUUAAAGUCACUAAGUCGUGAUGUAAUUAUGCACGUUCUAUUUCCUGCCGUUUUUAUUGUCUGACAAUUGUGAAAGUUCCCAUUAACUGAUUCUUGGCGCGCAAAUUGUGCAGACACGUGCCCAGAAAUUCGUCUUCAAACUACUACUUCAGUUGCAAUUGUAGCAAUUGAUGGGGUUUUUUAAGUAUUUAAAUCGGGAAAUCGAAAGAAAAUUAAUAGAAACGAACUUUCAGGCCGUCUGUUGCUUUAAAAUGAAAAUGCCAUGUGAUGUAGUUGACAGAAAAUUUCUCGAAGCCAGGAGAGAGGGUGGUACAUUAUUUUUUCAACGACAAAUGUAAAGCGGAUUAUUGCUUUUAUCUUUUCUAACUGGGCCCUGUAACAUUUGGUGAGCAACUCUCACUUGAAAAAAAAAAAAAAAAAAAAGCACAGGCUGAGUGAAAAGAAAAUACUUUUUUAAAUCAAAUACCUCGAUUUGGGUUUCAAUAGUGGAUUAGGCACUUUUACCUACGAAACUUGUGCCUUGAGAAGCCGAGGUCAUGCAGCUUUGUUUGUUAUACCAGAGCUACAUGUGCAUGUAUUCUUUAAUGCUUUGGAUUUGACAUUUUAUUUUAAGAAUAAUAAUUCUAAGGAAGGCAUGAUGUAGCUGCUUGUGAGGGUUGGUCUCACUCCGCUUUUCAAAAACACGGGAAUUCCGAAGUUAAAAAGUCAAAUAGGUUAGCUGCUGUCAGUAAUCUUGGGAAACCAUCUUAGUAAACCUCUUAGGGAGUAGAUAUUUACUUGAACGAGUUUAAAAGGUUAGGAUUUUGUUUUGUGAUUGGUGGAUUUCGAUCUGUUUUGUGUGUUUCUGUUUCGUUCGUUGUGACCGUAAUGUUUGACAGCAGCGAAAACACAAAUAGAACCUGGCUUUUAAGAGCCGUUGUCAGUAAAUAUCGAGAAUCCGGCGCCAGAUCAAAAAAUUCGAAUUUUUUUUUCAAUUCACCAAAAAACAAUAUUCAAAAGUUCCAGCUUAGCUCGGUUUUUGCGAAAACUUUGAAAGUUUAAAAUCGGCCUAAACCUGGUCGAAGGCCUGAAGGAACUUACGCAAAUUAGGGCAUUUUAAAACGCUCGUACGAAAAAACGAAAGGUAAUCUAUAGCUCAUCUUUACAAAGUUUGUUGCACAUUUCUUAAAGUUACUUUCAAGCUAUACUUUAUCUUGAUCUAGGCUUUCUUUCUCUUUUUAAACCCGUGCAAAGAAAGUAAUGUUUCGUGCUUUGUUGACACAGUGAAUUCUACCAUAUUUCGAAUGUUAUAGCAUCAAGGGUAUAUAUAUUUAGCGGCUGUGAAAGGGUUCUUUUAAAUGAACCAUUCUUCCUGUUUGUCAUACUAAAAGCUUGUUUUUGAUUCCCCAAAAGCGAGCGCGCUAGACGAAAAUGAAUCAAGUAAACUUUUACGAUUUUUUCGUUCUUAAUGUAUUAAGCUAACAUUGAUAGUAGUAACACAUUCUCCUCAUCAAGAACCUUGCUGUUGUUUGUAAAACCACUUUUUGUUAAUUAAAAUUGAUAUAUUUUACCUAAGGAACAUUUUACAAAGCAUUCCAUCUUUAUUACAUACGUUUUGGCGUCCUGGUGAAGUGUUCUGGUAAAUUCUAGAUAAGGCGUGACAAACUUAUGCAACAACGGGUAGUAAAAAUUUUCGGCUCCUGCUGCAUGCCGACUGUCGCGACUGUCGGUCCUGCUUAAGCCCACAUUCUGCUUUUCUGCUUCCAGACCAUCAAAAAAAAAAAAAAAAACAUAGAAAGGUAAAAAUAACCAUCUGCGGAUUACUUUAUUUGGAAAAAUUCAAGUAGUCACUGAAACUUGACUGGACAAAAAAGAUGUUCAUACUGUUGGGCAGUUGCACUUAGCAGAUAAGCUCUGAUUUACGAUCUAAUCACUUCUUCAUUUAAUUCAAGGGAAAAGUACUUACUUGUUUGCAAACCAAAAAUUUAAAGCGAACCACAACACAUUCGAUGAGUUAAAAACCUGUCAUGCUGGCAACCAGCGACGCGAUGUUGCGUGACAAUUAUCAUGAAAUUGAAAUGCGAUACACUUGUUUGGAAGACGUACCCCAAAAAGCAUCCUAAAAGAGACGGCCAAAUACGGGCUGUGUUUUUUUUCCGCUGUGGUUACCAUUACCAACAUUUCAGCUUUGGAACUGUCUCUUGAAGAUCUUGAGAAUCGCUCAUCCUGGUUUGCCUCAAAUUAUUUGUCCGUCAAUGCCAAGAAAACCCAAGCGAUGAUCCUGGUAAGCACUCCCAUGAACCUGCUCUUCAUAUUGGCGACUCUGUUAUCGGAAUAAAAUUAAUGGCUUCCUGAAUAUUCUUGGUGUUCAUAUCGACGAUAAGUUGUCCUUUAACGACCACCCAUUAACUUUUAAAGAAGGUCUAUGCCAAGGUUGGGGCUGUGAGACGACUUAGAAAGCUGGUGCCUGCUGACAUCGCACUUAUGCUGUACAAGGCUUAUAUACUUCCACACCUUGAAUAUUGUAGGCCAUUACCAUUAGGGAUUAACAAAACUUUGAACAAGAAACUUGAAUCUGCAAACUAUCAGUAUGAAAUUUAAACCCAUGAAAAUCCAGUGAAAUUUUUCAUGGUAAAUUCACAUGUUUUUCAUAGGUUUUUCGGGAGAUUUUGAUGGCGAAUUUUCAUGGGUUUUUCACGGAAAAAUACCAUGAAUAUGGCAUAAAAAUCUCAUGAAAAAAAGCACGGAAAUCCCCUAAUAUUCAACGCUUCAGGGCCCAUGAAAAAACUCUAACAAACAAAAACCCACAAAAGUGAAGCCAACCAUGUUUUUUUUUUUCAUGGUUUUUAAUAAUAAUGAAAAAGCCAUGAAUUGAAAAGCUAUUUUUCAUGGUGUCAGAAUUUACAUGUAUGGGGUUUUCAUGGGGGUUUUUAAAUUCACGAGUUUUCCGUGAACGGUUGAAUAUUAAUGGUUCAUGAAAAAUGACAUGGCUUUUGAUGACAUUUUUUUAACAUUACCCAUGAAUUAUGCCCCAUGGCUUAUUUUUCAUGGGAAAGACAGAGGACAUUUCAAGGCCACCAUGAAAAUUUAGUCUUAAACUAUUCUCGAUUGUUAAAUCAAAUACUUCACGGAGGAUUUGUUGGCUGGUUAAUUUGAAGCUAUAUACAUGUAGCAACAACCCUAACCCUAAAUAAAAGCUAACCGUUUUUGGAGUCAGUGCUUAACCCUAAUUACUAAUCUCUGGGCUUAUUAAAAAAAAAAAAAAAACUCAGUCUGCAGUCUGCAUGGUCUGCGUUUUAACAUGACUGCACUUUAGUAUGGUGUACGACAGUGUAAAUCAGGCCAUUAAUGACAAAAAAAAUGUCAUUGCAAUACAAAAUUCAUCUGGAAUACAUGUACAUACAAGUAGUACUGUAUCUCCUUUCCAGGCUGCAAUCAUGAUGUUCCAAAUUUCACCAUUGAAAAUGGACAACAAAUUUCAAGGGUUCCAUCCUAUUUAGUUUGGACAAGCUUCAAUGAAAUAAAAAAAGCUUAUUUUCAAGGCCAAUACAGAUGUUUAUUUAGCUAAUAGCAAAUGAACAGUACAAGACAAAUCAUUUAAGUGAAAACUAAAGUUGUUGCGUUACAAUAAUCUUAUCUUUGGUCACUGUUGUUGCCUCAGCCAUCGGAUCCAUCUUGUAAGUACAAUUGAAAUGCAGCAACAUCUAAACAAAAUUAACAGCAGAAUACAUGUCAAGAUUUCAUGUAGAAUAUUUGAUCCAUCCUUAAAUAAUAAAACAACAGUUUUAAUGAUGCAAACCACACAAAAGGAUAUUAUUUUUAAAAUAAUCGAUUCAUUAAUUAAAUAUAUGGAUAAGCAGGCUUUUUUAGAAGUCAAGCUGGCUUUUUUGCUCUACUGCAUCUCUAAAAUUCUCCUAUGUCCUUGUUUUGGUUUGCAAAUUCAGCUGGUGGUAAGCUCUUUUUCAGCUGGUUGAACUAGCCGGCAGCCGGCUCUUAGCGACAUCCCUGCUAGCCGGUGUACAGACCCUCCCCCCCUCCCCUUAGUAAAAAUCGGAGAAGGGACGUCUAGGAUUCACUGUCACUAAUCGUGUAUGGGAAUAACUUUGCAUAAAUUAAAAAAAUAGUUUCUGCUGACCAAAAUAAUUUCCAUGGCUCAUGUUUCAUGUCAUUCCAGUUCUCAAAAUGUCAGUGCAUGCGUCUUAUUUCCAUCAACUAACUGAGAGAGGGAGACAUUUUUAAAAUAGGUUUACUCUACACCGAGCAAGAAAAAUGUUCUUACAAGCCCAUAUUAAAGGAAAAGAUUCAUGUUCUUAUGCAAGCCUUCGCACUGGAUACGGAAAGUCAUCAGUUUGAAAUAAAGUGUUGACAAGUCAGACAUGACUCAUGAGCUCAUCAAAGUGUGAAACGUGACCUUAGCACUAUUAUUUUACUUGAGCAACAAAAAUUUUCCUUCUUUUCUUUCUAGCGCGUAGUGCUUUCUAGUGCAUGGACUACCAUAAACUUUGACUGAACAAGUUUUAUUUUUGCCUUUGAUUCUUGUAGAAGCUGGUAUAUGUCUCAUGCAUAUUAAAUUAUUAUUUCCUGUGGUUUUGUGUUAUUGUUUCUGUACGUGUUUGUGAAAGAAUUUGAUCUCAGAUGCUGUAUAUAUUAGAACCGGUUUUUCUUUGACCUCUUUGAAGCCUAAAGCUUUUUAGUACGGCUAAAGAACCUUUCAAUAAAGAUUUCAGUUUCUUUUCCUUUCUCCGAAAUCCCUGGAUUUGAAAAACUACAUGCGUGUAGUUGUCUGUAAAGGUAAUAAUUUUCUGGUUACCUGCUACGUUUUGAUGACGGGCCCUAAAGCCAAUCAAAAUCCCUCAAUUACAUGAUGUACACACUGUAGUGAUCUACAAAAACAGCCAAUCAAAUCAUUUUCCACAUAUUCUCCCGGACAGGAAAAAUCAUGUGGCCUCCAUACACGAUUAGCAAUGGCGAAUCACAGACGCCCCUUCUCCGAAUUUCACUGAGGAGAGGGGGCGCUUGUACACAGGCUAUAUCCCUGCUUACCCUGGCACGAUUGUAAACAAUCUGUUUUAAUACAUACAUGUAAUAUUUAACUACUGUUUUACUGUUGUCAGGUUUGUUGAAAUGAAUUUUGAACAGUUCCAUCAGCAGAGCCAACCAUUUAUAGCACACUGUAGUUCAACUUUUCUACCCUAGCUAAGCCAGCUACAGUAAUGCAGACAAAGAUCAACUUCUUCCCCUAUUAAAAAAAUCCCCUACUUUGACGGAAAAUAAUAUGCUCUAGUGCUUAAUGAUCAGAACAACGGAGUAACUGGAGCAGUUGGAAUUGACUGAUGCAUAACAAUUUCAAGGUUAGAAUAGUGAGACUUUUUGUGUCAAACACAACUUUCAUUUUGGUCACAUGCACAUCCGGUGUCUAAACAAUACUUCUUUCAUUUCUGUUCUAAUCAAGGUUAUGACCCAGACGACGAUCGAAUAGUAUCCCAUGAUGCACUUUGUUUCAUGUUAUAUUAUCACUGCAUACGUGACAUAUCAUGAUCAGUAAUCUUCAGCAUCCAAAAAUGAACAUCGGGGUGCUCGAUGUGGAUGGUUUCCAAACAUGUUUCGGUUCAGUAGCUUCUGCUAUUGAGAUUUUCGAAUUGACUUAUAUUCACUAUGCUUUAAAGGAGAAUUUCAGCGCUACUUUGACUCAGAAGGGUUUUACAUGUGUUUCACUGAUCUGUCGAGAACUACUUGUGUGCUCGGUCGCACUGUAAACACAAAGUGACUCGGCAACUGUUAAGCUUCGCUAGGUUCACUAGGAGAACCCAGGCCUGAGGAGAACCAAAACCAUGACUGAUCUAAAAAGUGGUUCCAACAAAACAGCCGCUACGCUGUGAAGCUAAUUACCAAAGGAGGAUUUAUUACAGCAUCGCACUCACAGAAGCUCAGUUUACAACAACAGUUACAAAUAAAAUUUAACCUAUCGAUACAACAAACAAUUCUCUGAAGCACAAUCUACCCGGUACGGACUCAAGCAAUCUUCAAGGAAAUUUCCUGGCCAGAAUGCUGAUCUGUUCUUUUGAAUAAAUAAAGUUUCUGAUGUUUCUUUUUCAAAUUCUGAGCAGGCCUGUUUACGUUGUGCCGGCUUGCAUGCUGCGUGGCACCUUUCUUUGGGUUCCUAUCACACUGAAACACACCAUUUAUAGUCACUGCUCCUUCUUCGAAUUAAAAUAAUUGUAGUCACAUUCCUUUUAAAAAUAACCACUUUGAAAAUACAAAGUGAUUGCUUCAGCAUAAAGCCCUCUCGAAAGCGCCCAACAGAUUGUAGCCUUCAGCUGACUUUACCCAUUAUAUUAUCUCACAUGGCGUUGAAAUGUGAUAAAAGAUUUGAAAUUUCAGCCAUCUUUGGUCGAUAAAAAAGUCUUCAAAAUGUGGGUACUUCUGGGUACUUCUCAGCCUGUACAAUAUUCAUGACUUCAUUUUGCCGGCGUGAGGUAUAUUCCGAAAAAUCUUGAACAUUCAUGACCUUGUUGUGGGUCACUGAACACUUUGUGAUGGGAAGACUAAUUGAAACCAUGAAAAUAAAUGUUUCCAUGUGCAAGCUUCCCUCUCAAGCCACUGAAAAUCGACAAAUAACGAAAUAAUGCAAUUUUCUUACUUUUACUGGAAAUCGAAUGAGAAAAACGACCUUAUUUCACGAUGGAAUCUGCCAUGACUGCGAUAUUGCGUGAUGUUUCUGGAGAAAUGCAUCAUGGGAUACUAUUCGAUCGUCGUCUGGUUAUGACCCUUGUACGGCUUUUCCCAGAGUGAAUCCUUUCGUCGAAGAAACUGGUUUGUCGCUUGAAAAAAAAAAAUAUCGUCAUGCCCAUCAAACAUCAUUUCGGUAAAAGUGAAUGGCUAAAAAUAAACUUAACAUAGACCAUGCACAGCUUCUGUCAGAUUGUGUUCCGCUUCUUACAUCAUGAUCAACUGUAAUCGCGGCUCUGUCUGACUGUGCCCCAGCACACAACAACGAAACUAUGAUUAUUUCGCUUCAGUAGAAAGUAAUCUACAAUAAACAAGCACUACCUAGGAAAAACAAAACUCACCUAAAAUCGCUUCCCCAGUGCGUUUCCCGAAUCCAGCCGAUGAUCUGAUAUCAACGGUGCGAAGUUUUCGUUACAUGUUACACAAAAAAGAGAAGCGAUCGAUUAUGCUUCCUCACAGUCGCGCAACAAGUGAUGUUUCUUAAACUUUUGCGCUAAAGGUUUAAACAUGACUGUUUUGAAUUCACAGAUUCUUCCUAAAAUUACAAUCACAGCUAACAGCCGUUAGUUUCACUUUGAACCGCCCUCAAACCGGUUUGCCUUGCGACCGCGCCGACCGGGCCUGUAAUUCGAACAUCACUGCUGACCAUUUUUACAGCGUGAGCACUGAAAAACCAAUCGAGAUUUUCAACUUGAAGGCGAGUUUUUGGGGAAUUUACGGUGCUGUAAUAGUUUUACAGGGAACAAGAUCGUCAGCUACAUCAAACCGGAAGAUGGACCAGUCUUUACAGUGGACAGUGAGGUACGAUAUGUAGCGAAGCAUUGUCACAGAUUAAAGCUAACAAGAUACUCAUGUACGUACUGCAUGUGUAAUAUUUCCGUACAACCAUAUUCAGAUCAUAGCUUACAUGUAAGCUUAAGUCUUAUGUUUCGAUUCCCUUCACAUCAACUAUUUGUGUGAAAUAGUAUGAAAUGGCUGUUGCAAGCAUAAUGUAUGAGUGGGGCCGUUGCCCGGCCGUACAGAAAUCCUAAUUAUCAAACUGGAACCUGACAGCGGCAAAGCUUUUCUUUUGAUCACAAGAAACCUGAAGAAAAGUAAGCUUACGUUUUAUUCUUGUGUUUAUUCUUGUGCUUCUGUUAAGGCCGUCCUCACCAUCGUAUAAUCUCUUAUGCUUAUGCUUGCAUCGCAAAAACUGCACUUGCAUGUACAUUUUAUUACACACGGUAUUAAUUUAGUUCUGUUCUGGUUGGUAAAUAUACAGUUUCAUUGGAGAGUGGCUUAUAAAAUGGUUUGGCUCAUGGUAGUGAAGAUGAGUGGACUGGUUUAUAUGUGCGAGUACUAAAAGAGACAUUGAUCACAACAUUCAGUAUUUUCAAUAUGGCAUUAGUCCAUUGCAAUGUAUUAUUGAUACCAAAAUUUAACUCUCCAUUUUUUUUUAUUUAUUUGACUGUUUUGUACAGCAAUAACCACAAUAUGCAUUUUCUUGAUUACUAUUAUUAUUAUCAUAUGUCAAGAAGCAAUGAGUUUAUGUAGUUACAAUUUAUACAAAAGCACUGGCUCAUAUACAGCUGUUUCGAGAAAGGUUGUCGGAAAAAGUGCAUGCGACAAUCCCGAAAGGUAUUGUGGGUGGUUUUUAGUUCACUGUUUUUAAAAGAAAUUUCAAAGAAUGGCAGGAGGGGCCAUGGACAUAUGUUUGCGAGUGCUAAAGGAAAGCAACAAAAGUAGGUUCGACAGCUACAGUGUCAGGAACAAGUCAUUGAUCAUAUCCCUUAUUACCUUUCGCCAUUGUCGCGUGCACAGUUUUUGCGACAACCUUUCUCGAAAUAGCUGUAUACAACUGUCCAUGUGUUGACCUUUUCCCUUUUUUUUUCUUCUCUUUUGCAAAAGUUAUGAUUAAUCAUUAUUAAUCAUUAGUCUAACAGAACUUCAUGUCCUCUAAUUCAGUCAGUAAUCAUACAGUGUUGUGCAGCUGUACUCUUGAUUAAACAAAUUGGACUACCGCUACACAGUUGUCUGAUUUUGUUAAACACCUGUACAUGUAUGAUUGCAGACUGAAUUGGACUGCACUCAGUCUUACUGAAAUAGUGAACCUACGUCUUAUUUGCAGAACCUCCAAUUUUGAGCAAAUUUUCAGUUGCUAAUUGUGAUAUUAAUCAUUUUUUGACAGGUUCAGUUUUCAAAUAGAAGGGAGAUUUACUACCAAGGUUCAAGCAGUGCUAUGGGAGGCAACAAAUGCAGCUAAGAAUUUACACAUUUUAGCCUGUAAACUGGAUUUACUUAACCUUCAACACUGCAUUGUAUAUAUAUAUAUAUAUAUAUAUAUAUUUUUAUAAAUGUCUUGCUAGCCUCCUAAGUGUAUGUUUUCAACAAGUACAUGACUGUAUUUCUACAUGUUAAAAUGGACUGUUAAAAUUCACAAUACUACCAUAAACCAGGGGUUUCAAUAAAAAUUGAAGUAGCCAGCAGGUUUGAAAAAAGUAACUGACUGUAUCGAAAAGAGGCUUUUAUUAUUCCCCUUCUUCUAGAGGGGUCUGGGAGCAUGCACCCCUUGAAAAUUUCGACAUUUCAAUGCCCUAAAAUGCAAUUUCCAAAUUUCUGGGCACCAAAUUGAGUACAAAAGAUAAUUUUAUUUUCGAUCAAUUUGGACACGUAAUGCACAUUAAGUCCCAAAUUUUUCUUAAUUAUUUUAAAUCUGAAGCAAAAAGUCUGUCUAGGUCCAGCAAAUUGAAUUUUAUUAUAAGUUUUUACAGAAUCUUUCUUUAAUUCAGUACUUUAUUUCCAGCUUUCAAUUUAAGGGGAAAAAGUAGCCGACGUGUCUUGUCGGUCGUUGGUGCUUAUUGAAACCCCUGAUAAACUAUUAAUAAUGUUUACAAUGUACAGUAGUCACUGUUGUUGGUAAAUUUUGGUUACCUUUUUUCAAUAAAAUAGCAUUGUUGGCCUUUGAAGAUGCCUCUUUAUUGAAACAUUUUUUGUAACUGUCCUUCUGUACUUUAGAAAAUAAUGUAGCAUGCACUUUUCAACCCAGGCAAGCUCUUGCCUCUUUAUCAUGAUAUCCAGGAAUAAGUAUACACAUCUGAAUAGUAUUGUACAUUGCAUGUUUAAGAAACGAUCCAGAUAAGAACGAUAGCAACAACGGCAACGAACAUGUUGGAAUGUAAAAAAGGUGCUAACUUUUCUAUCGUCUGUACUUACUCCUGACUGGCUUAAACAACAAAAGUUAACAAAACUUCAUAAAGCAGUACAUAUAUUCAUCCUUACUUUCCAACUAUCUUCCAUAUAACAAAAUCUGGUCUCAGUUUGAAUAACAAAGAAAUCCUAUGUGGGGAACAUGUAAAAUUGUAAACUUUUCUUGGCUAUUGUUUUCAACUCUUGUGAUUGGCCAAAAUCUUUUAACACAAAAAAACACCCUUUCAAAGUGGAGUGUAAAUGCAUUUUAUUGCAUAAACGGUAAAAAUGAGAACAUUCCUAUGUGGAGUAAGCACCGUUGCUGCAUAACAAAAGAAAUUGCUAUCCACCUUACCUGGAUCAUUACUUAAAGGGUCAGGUUCACGGUUAAGCGCAUGCUCAUUAAUUAAAUUACUUUUAUUAUUAAUUAUAUUGGUUAAUGAUCCCACUCACAUGUAUCUCAGAGAUCUCAGAGUGUAUUUCAAAGUAGAAUUGUAUUUCAGAGUAACCUGAAGUAGGAUGGAGGAGUACAAAAAUCGCAGAAAAAAUUUAUUAUGAAUUAUGCCAACAUUACCAACGUUGAGUUUAUUGUUGAUCCGAAGGUUUUAUUCCAUGGUUGAUUAAUUUACAGCUAUUUGCAAAUAUUGAAGUUGAUCAAAAAUGCAAGUGACUGCCAGGAGAGUGUGCAGAUUGGUUCUUUGACAACAUUAUGACAUGAUCAUAUUGCUUGCAUAGACGAUACAGCAUGUCCCGGCAGAAAAACAGCAUUUUGAUAAAUAAGCAUGCACUGAACCGUAAACCUGUCCCUUUAAUUCAUGUUGAGUAGCACAUACAGUACAGUCAACUUUCUUUUAACAGGUACUUGGAGCCUGUUCGUAUAUGUGUCUGUCUUAAUCUUUAACUAUUCGUACAAUAGACAAAAACUUAGAUGCCGUGCUAGCUGGUCCCAGAGUGGAUCUCUCUUGUUGAAAGUUGACUGUAAAUAGUGCAGUCCAAAGUACUAGUUUCGUUAGGGUAUAGCUUAUUCUAGUACAACCCGAAAUGUACUAAUUCAUUUACUGAAUACAUGUACAUUUUGUAUAUAUUGUGGAAUGCAGUGUUCUUGCUGCAAAGUCAUCAAAUAUUUAUUCAAGGCAUUAAUUCACAGUGGAACUGCUUUCCUCAUCAGCAUUUUCAUGGGAAAUUAAUGAGACAUGAAAUCAUUCAUACAUUUUUCAUGACUCACAAAUCAAAUUCAAUAUUUAUUUCAUGACCCAUUAAACGUUUUUCAUGGCUCCAUCAUUGAACUUUCUAGGUAUGUUUCCAUAAUGUGGUGUUUCAUUGGAAAUUCAUAACCCAUGAAAGUCGUCCAAUUUAAUUCAUGGGCCAUGAAACACCUUUAAUUCUUUUUUCCACGAAAAUUUAAUGGCCACAGAUGAGGUCAUGAAAAGUUAUUUUGCAAGAUUCAUUAGCCGUGAAAUGAUGUUCAUGAUAUUUUCAAGUGAGUUUCAUGGGAUUUUCACAAAUCUCAGUUUCAUAGUAAUAUUAAGCUUUAAAAGCCCUCUUAAAUUUCGGAAACAGCUUUGAUUAUGAUUCCUUGUUGUCGCUAUAAACAUGCAAUCACUGGAACAUGGACGGUACUAUCAAUCUCUUAUCUUCCUUUUUAAAUGUAUAAAACGAAAUAGGGCUGACUAUAUUCCUGAUUUAUUCGAACCUCGUAUAUUGCGCUACAAUGAAUGAUUUUCCAGUAAUCGGACACUUAGUUAUGCGCACAGGAUUAUGGGAUCGCCAGGGGGCAAACAUUACAAGUCGCUACAAAGAAAUGGAAUCCGGAAGUUUCGUACCCACGGACGUUUCGUACCCAGACGAUUCGUACCCAAAGUUGAGAUGAUUCGUACCCAACUCUAAGAUGAUUCGUACCCAAAGCUUAGUUGAUUCGUAACCAACUGCCGUUUUGAUAGUAACACAUUUUUAAUCAUAUCUCUCUCAAAACAAUCUAAAAUAAACAUUUAUAUAAAUCAGAACGACUCGUUACCUACGCCCGAGUUAGAUCAAAUUAUAACCACCGCUCACUUUCAUUUGCGUAGACUCGUGACGCGUGAGCGGCGCAGAUACUAAAGGAGGUGAGACUCUUCAUUAACAUACAACUCAAAAGGAAAUGGUACUUACACGAAAUUAGCUUGUUCCCACUUUUCACGGCUGGGUCCAAUUUAUAUGUCGAUGUCUGAACUUGUCGAAUCAUAAACUUUUGUUAGUUCAUGCGCUUUCACGCGAUCCAUUUUGUUAACUCGUUCGCUCUCACACGAGUUAGAUGAAAUUAACCACCGCUCACUUUCUUUGUGUAGACUCGUGACGCGUGAGCGGCGCCGGUACUGGAGGAGGUGAGACUUCAGAUUAGUGAAAGCCUUAACUUAAACUAUGAAAACACACUGUUUACAACAUGAAGACUUGGUUAUUGCAUGGGUAUGAAUCAUCUAAGCUUUGGGUACGAAACAUCUAGGCCUUGGGUACGAAUCAUCUUAGCGUUGGGUACGAAUCAUCUUAGCGUUGGGUACGAAUCAUCUCAACUUUGGGUACGAAUCGUCUGGGUACGAAACGUCCGUGGGUACGAAACGUCCGGUAAGCAAAGAAAUGUAUGGCGUGGAGCUGUUUCUCCGUUAGAAGCAGUGUCUUUGGACAGAGAAUGCAACAUUUUGCCAUGAUUUUAUGAGAAGCGGAGGUGACCAAUGUUGGUGCGAAGAAAUUGUAAGUCUUUGUGGGAUCAAUGCGAUGAAAUCUAUCGAUAAACACUGAUUCUUGCGAAAGGUCGACUGUGAAUUUACUAAAUGGUCUCGAAAUAUAUAGUACUAACUUAGGUAUAAAUGAGCGGGGAUUGCGGACUCAUUUAAGCCUUUCCAGUUAAUACCCAUGUGCUCAUAUUUACAACAAGUGUAAUUACGCUCCGCUCGGCGGCAAUCACAAUGCUGUGCCGGUUUGUGACAACGAUCAAAGGUAAGCUUAUGUAUUGUCGAAUUUGAUAUGUAUUAAAUUUAAAACAAAAACAUCUUCCGCACAUUAGUAUAUUGAUUUCUUCUGGCCAAAAAAACACAAGCGAAUUGUUUUGUCAUGAUCCAGAGCACCGAUGACUUCUAAUGCCUUUUCCAAUUAUUUUGAGGGAAGAUAUAGAAUCUCUGAAUUUCGCACAUCAACUUGGUAUUUAUUUUCAAACUCACCGCCUUUGUAUCGGAAAUCUUACUCGUUCUUACGAUUUCUGCCUCAUCUACUAAUGAUUAAAUACCAUGUACUUUCCAUGAAAUAUUUUGUAGAUGUCACUUUGUUUAUACCAAAGUAAAGGAGGAUUUUUUAUUUUUAUGGCCACGUACAUACCUACGAUUGUUGUCUAGUCAUAACCCGCAAAGCGCCGCACAGCCGGCAGGACUUUUCCGCGGGUGGCGGGUGACGGGUGACGGGUGGCGGGUGACGGGUAGCGGGUGGAGGAUGAGGGGUAGCGGGUGACGGGUGGCGGGUGGCGGGUAGCGGGUGACGGGUGGCGGUUGGCGGGUUAAAAAUAUAUACGAAAAUAAAAUAUUAUAACAAAAUAUUAUUAUUGAUAAUGAUAUAACUGUAUGUUGUAAUUUUGAAAUUAUUUCAACGUUUACGUACUAGUUACCAGACUCCAAAUAAAAGUAUUGUCUUGUUUUGUUUUAUCUACUUUAAUACACGGACUAAAAAUGGAAAAAAAAACGAGAAAUCAUGCCUGUGAAAGAUGAUUGCACUUCCCCAACUGUUUAGCCGUGUUUAUAACAGACUGCAAGAGAUUCGGCCUCCCGUGUCGUAGCUCAGUUUUUGCCCUAGUAUGCGGAAUGAUUGCCAUCCUAAUCGGUAUUUUUGAGUAGUAUUUAAAAUAAUGCAGAUCCUUUUUGUAUAUAUAUACAAGGAGAUCAAUUCGCGUCUCAGACGCCACAUGCGGCGAAAACGGUCCAUGCUGUGUCCAAAACGUUCUUGCUCCUUCUCUGGUACGCAUUAACAUUGACAGCUUUGUUGCUUUAGUCUUAGGAAAAUUUCCUUGUUUUCUCGAAAUAGACACUUUGUUCAUUUUAAACUACAAGUCGGGAACCAAAUUGACAAAGAUUUAUCCCACGGGCAAUGCGAUGUUUAUCCCAACUUAUAACAAAAGAACAAACGCACUUGUCAAAAAUCCGAGACACUGUUCAAACAUGUCGAGAAGAGAAUGCGAUCUUACUUGUCUGGUGGCAGGAAAAAUAUUACUUUAAUUUUUAUGAGUUCCUCAAGCUAUCUCGUGCAUGCGAUAUCGUGUAGAAUAAUAGAAUCUCUUGCAGUCUGUUAUAAACACGGCUAAACAGUUGGGGAAGUGAAAUCAUCUUUCGUCUUGAUGUGGAAGAAAAAGCAAACUAGACAAACAAGAUCGAAAAGGCAAUGUGUCUUGCUUGACAUAGCCCGUUUUCAUUUGACACACCGCGUGUAGCCUGACGAAACGUCACUUGCGGUGCGGAGCAAGGAGAGGUGACUGUUUUCACAGGCAUGAUUUCUUUUUAGUCCGCGUAAGUAGAUAAAACAAAACAAGACAAUACUUUUAUUUGGAGUCUGGUAGCUAGUACAUAAACGUUGAAAUUAUUUUAAAAUUACAACAUACAGUUAUAUCAUUAUCAAUAAUAAUAUUUUAUUAUAAUAUUUUAUUUUCAUAUAUAUUUUAAACCCGCCACCCGCCACCCGUCACCCGCUACCCCUCACCCGCCACCCGCCACCCGCUACCCGUCACCCGCCACCCGUCACCCGCCACCCGCGGAAAAGUCCUGCCGCCGCACAGCGGUGAUCGCGGCCGAGCGUAGUUACACUCGUCGUAAAUAUCACCACACGUAAUUAUAACUUAAACGCUUACAUGAACCAAUCCCCCUACAUGUAUACCAAAAUUUGCACUAUAUAUUUCGAGACCUUUUCUUCGAAUUCUUCAUGUCUGUGUAAAUUCAGUAAACAUAAAUUUCACACUCAACCUCACGCAAGGAGUGUUUAUCGAUAGAAUUUAUCGCAUUAAUCACACAGAAACUUGAAAUUUCAACGCACCAACAUUAGUGACCUCCGUUUCUCAUAAAAAUCACGGCAAAAUGCGGCAUUCUAUGUCCGAAGACACUGUUUUUAACGGAGAAACAACUCCACGCCAUACAUUUCUUUGUAGCGAUUCACAAUGUUUGCCCCCUGGCGAUCCCAGAAUCCGAUUACUGGAAAAUCAUUCAUUUAAGGAACAGAGAUCACAAUCUCACUCAAACAUGCUAUAAUAAUCGAUACUAUCACAAUUCUUUUACUUGCAAAGCUUUGUAUUUGAGGAAUCAGCUUCCUUCUUACAUUAAGAAAUCGACUGAGUUGAGUGAAUCUCGUAAGCAUUUAGGUCUUUUAAUCUUAUGAACUUAAGAGCCAGUUGUAAAUGCAAUUUUGGUAUAUCUUAGGGUUUUUACUGUUUCUUAGACUGAUUGAUUGAUUUUCUUAGGGUUUUAAACUUAUUCUUAUGGUUUUUGGUUUUUAAUUAAUUCAGUGGGAUGCGGAAGGUUUAGCUUUGAUCUUUUAAAAUUAUUUUCAUUGAAAUGUAUUGUAUUUUUAAUAACUUAGUAUUUUUAUUGUCAUACGUUUCAUACAUGAGCGUCUGGCUCGGAUGAUCGGGGCAGCCCCAUCCCACGUAUUGAUGUAAAUAAUUUGACUGUAUGAUUGAUUGAUUGGUGACCCAUCUUUUACGUUCGAGUCGUAUGAGACUGAAACAAUGAACAGGAACAGAAGGCUUUUACUGUCCUAUCAUGGUCACUCGGCAUCCACAGCAUCAAAAAAAUAAGUACGCUCAAGUAAGAAAAGAAGCAAAAAUUGAAUACUGACAAAGAUUCUCUUUUUUUAAACAUGCAAAUUAUUUAAAAUGAUAACUCAAGGAGAUUGUGUUAAUUUUUUAGUGAGCGACGCAACCUCGUUCCUAGGGUCCUCUCCUACUCGGCCCCUCGUCUCUCUCUCUCUCUCUCGUCCGUAGCAUGAGCUCUCAAGUCAGAAGGCAUUUGUAAUAGGCUGCAGUGAUACUAGGUUGUGAUCGGUAUUUUUCCAAAACCCGGAGCACACCGGAACACGGCCCUGGAAAACCUGGAAAUACACAGGUAAAUUGAAUAGAAGAAAGACACAGGGGCACACAGCAGGAAAUUUUGAGGAAAAGACCGAAAAAUAACACCAAAGCAUGAAUAAAGCUUUCUGAAGCCGUUUUAAGCAUUUUGGGAGAUUGCUGGCAAAGAUUUUUCUGUUCCCCACUCCCGGCAAGACUAACGAAAGAGUUCCCAGCCAGCAAGGUGCAUCUACAACCUACAACCUGACUUACUGGAAAGCAAGUAAGUCAGUUUGGGUGUGGUCAUAGGGAAAAUUCAACCCUUCAGUGUGGGAGGAGGGGCUGGAUAGGGUAAUUGGUGUGGCCUAAAGGCAAAACUCAACCAUUCAGUGUGGAGAGGGGGUAUGUUUCGGACAAAAGGCACAUGCCAGCUAUUCUGGACUUCAAAUCUCCUACGACACCCAGAAUUGUCCAUUUCCCAGCAACACUUUCCUUUGAAGAACAUAUAAAGUUUUCCAAAUCUCCUAGCCAGCAAAAAGUUGCCAGAAGAACAGAUAUUUCGAGGAACAGAAAUUUUAUCUAGAGGGGUUGGGGAGCCUGCUUCCACGGAAAAUGGUAAAAGUUAGAAUCACCCGGUUAAUUUCUACCAAUUCUGAGAUUGAUUUUGUCCAAUUUUUAUCACCAAUCCGCUGGUUUUCUGCAAAAAAACGUACAUGUAACAAAGGAAAUUGUGUUUGCUUUUAACAUAAAGAUUAGAAGACUUAUACAAUAGGCAAAAAAAUCGAUGGAAUUAUUGGUGGGGAUAUAGCCCACUCAGCCCCAAAGCUUCUCGGUCACUGACCAAGAUUGGUUACCACAGGUGUUGUAAAUGUAAAGAAAAGCCAUUUGAGAGGGAAAGAUCCUUAUGCUAUGAAUCCCUCUUACCCAGUACCAGGAGCCGAUUAGUAAUCGGCUCCUGCCAGACAGAAGUGCAAGUACAAAAUCUUUUUUAUGAUAACUGUUGGGAAAUAAGGUUCAUGCUGUCAACCCAGGGAGCAUCUCGGGCAGGUUUAUUUUUUCAGCCCACUGUAGGUGCGUGAAAUUGUUUUUGGACAGAGGACUUAUGCAGGAUUCUUUUCUUACCUAUGUGCACUUCCAGGAUAUACAGUGUAUUUUUCAAAAUCACCCAGCCCCCUCACCCCACCACCGCUUCGCCGCCGGAGUAUUCGGAUCUGUAUCGUAAGCCAGUCUUUGUUUACAAUUGGUGAUAACAGAGAUUACGUGUAAAUUAACUUUCCAAAGUUUGUCUCAGAAAGUUUAGUCAAACUUAUUUUCUUGUCAAGGGACUGGUCAUUAUUUAUCGGGAGGGGGGGGGGCUGGUGCAAAUAGGGGGUGGGCCACCAUUUUUUAUGCAUGGCUUAAAGGGGGGGGGAUUAAAAAAUAUGCAAACGUUUUGCCAGCAAAAAUGUUAAAAGCUGCAUCUGGAUGCCAUCAACAAAUACAGCCUGUUAAAAUAGCUUUAUACAACAACUUUUAUUAACACUUACAAAUCAGUAUCUUACAACAUUGAUCUUAUUUCUACUGUAAACAUAACCAGCACAAAUCAUCAUCAUUGCUGUUGUCCUCAGCAUUGUCGUCAUCACAUGCAUUACCAUUGUUGUCAUCAUCACCAUUGUCAUCAUUGUCUGCAUCAUCAUCACUAUCAUCGUUGUCUUUAUCAUCAUCAUUAUUACUGUCAUCGUCAUGGGCAUUAUCUGGUUCUAGGUUAGUGUUUUCUUUUUUUGGAAAAUUGUCUACAUAUUCACUAAUAAAGUUUACAGCUUCAGUAAAUACUUGUCUAUCUUCAUACAUGAGUUGUAGAUAUUUUACUUGACACAAUGAUAAUGUAGAUAGAGCUUCCAAUUUUAGGUUCUGGAUUUGAAUUACUUCAGAUGCAGAAGCAUUCGAAAUAAACUCUCGCACUUUCUGUAUGUUGGCAGCUUUUCUCGUAACUUUCCUUCUUUUGGCUUUCCUUCGGUUCUCUUUCUGAGAACGCUUUUUGGUUUUUGCAUUCACAUGGGGGGCAUAUUGGAACAUAUUUGAUGUCUUCUCUAACUUUUCCUUAAGGCUUUCUUCUAUUUCUAUCACCCUUUCUUUAACAUUUAUAAGUUUGCCAAUGCUCUGCUGACAUAAAACAUAUCCCCAAGCCAUAUCCCGAUGGCCAAAGACCUGGUCUCCAUUAUCUUGCUACGAAAGACACCCCAACUGUUGGCAGAAGUGCGGAUGAUUUCCACCCAAGGGUUCAGCUGAAGGCAAUUUUCAGAGAAGAUAACUCAUUUUUUGAUUAUCCUGACAACAUGACAGCAAAAAUCAUGUUAAAGUAAAAGGGGGGUCCGCAAAAAUCAAGCAUGGCAUAUUUUACAUUGCACUAACCCCCCUCCCGAUAAAUAAUGACCAGUCCCGAAGCGCUGCUGCAGUCUGAAUUCGAAUAGUAUGUCGCAAUAGAAACCAAACACUGAGUUUUCCUGGGUGAAAAAGUGUCAAUCAACCAAGUAAGACAACAGCGAGCAAAAGGAGGUAAAAUGGAGAAACCCGUCAAAUCACACGUAUACGUUUUCGUCUAGCGCGCUCGCUUUUGGCGGGCUAAAAAAGGCUUUUAGUAUGACAUACAGGAAGAAUGGUUCUUUCAAAAGUUCCCUUUCACACCCGUUAAAUAUAUGUACCCUUGAUGCUAUAACAUUCUGAAAUAUGGUAAAAUUCACUGUGUCAACAAAGCACGAAACAUUACUCUCUUUGCGCGGGUGUGAAAAAUAGAAAGAAAGCCUACAUCAAGAUAAAGUAUAGCUUUAAAGUAACUUUAAGAAAUGUGCAACAAACUUUGCAAAGAUUAACUAUAGAUUAGCUUUCGUUUUCUCGUACGAGCGUCUUGAAACUGCCCUAAUUUGCUUGAUUCCUUCGGGCCUUCGACAAGGUUUAGGCCGAUUUUAAACAUUCCUGUUUUUCGCAAAAACGGAGCUUCGCUAGAUCUUUUGAAUAUUGUUUUUGAAAAUAGUUUAUCAAAAGGGUUUUUUUGGUGAAAUAAAAAAAAUCGAAUUUUUUGAUCUGAGAACUGAGAACGGUUCUUAAAUUUCUGCGUCCGCGUGUUAUUGAAAAGCGCUAACUGUCUCCGAGAAACUUAACCUUAUUAUUAAUUUAUGCAAGUAUCUCUCACAGAUUACGACAAUUCGUUUGAACAAUUUUGUUUCAUUUCUUUUGUUUGACAGGAACUAACACAACUGCAUUUGCAGGAUUUCGCGCCUGCAAAUGUUUGAAAGAUCAUUACCGUACGAAUUUGUUUGGAGCUUGUAAGCCAUGUGAGCUAGGAUUAGAAUGUCAAGAUGAUUGCGCAAAUCUUAAAGAUGGCUUUUGGUGGAAAUGGAAGAAUAAGACACACCGUGAGCUGUACAGAAACUUCACAAAAACCGCAAAGGACUCCUCAUUUACUCCUGAAUUACACAACGCGAAUGAUUCCCGUAUCGUAUACCCGUACACCAUUCCUCAUCCGUACAGAUGCCCCAUGACAGAAGCUUGUAAGGGAGGUUUGAAUUCUUCAUGUAAUUCUGGUUAUGAAGGACCAUUAUGUGCAGUUUGCAGUGAUGGAUAUUAUAAACAACUGAAGAAAUGCAAACUGUGCCCAACUAAAGGACGGAUGAUCGGACAGUUUGCAAUUAUGGGGGCAAUAGUUAUGUUACUGGUUAUUAUCGUGGUGUGGAGAAGCAAGAAAAAGAGCAAAAAGAUGUUGGACGAUCUUUUCUUGACAAGGCCCUUGGAAGUAUUAAAGUUACAAUUGGCUUUUAUCAAGUGA